Penicillium samsonianum is the source of this 2006-nucleotide messenger RNA. RefSeq lists its product as uncharacterized. Lineage: Eukaryota; Fungi; Ascomycota; Eurotiomycetes; Eurotiales; Aspergillaceae. The coding region runs from base 204 to 2006 and encodes 600 amino acids. The record is from RefSeq and is a predicted model, not a curated record. The transcript has 2 exons.
CUUCGCUUUUUUAUUUCGCUACUUUCAUUGCGAGUCUCAAUAUGUUUGUCGCGAUACCCGGUUGACCAGCCAUAAGGCUCCUUUUCUAUUUCGAUUUUGCUUCAUUCUCUGCAAACCUCGGAGACGGCGUUAACACUGCGUCUUCCCCCGCGACCCCAAAAAAAAACAAGUGACGAGGGGUCUAAGGACACAUAUUGGCCUCCAUGACAAAAUCACCACCUAUUGUGUUUAUUGCCAGACAUGGCGCCCGCCUCGAUGCUGCAGACAAAGAUUGGCACUUAACCUCUCCAAACCCUUUCGACCCACCUCUUUCCUACGGUGGAUGGAUACAGUCUCGGGCACUUGGUGUACGUAUAGGAAGUCUCCUAAGGGACCGACAGUUCACUGGGGAAGAUCCAGAGAGUCACAGCCAUCAUCCGACCUCGGAUAAACAGGCAAAACCCACCCCCGCAUCUUCAGACCUGUCCCACCGAUAUAACGUCAUUGUUCAUACCUCUCCUUACCUUCGAUGUCUGCAAACUGCAAUAGGAGUUAGUGCUGGUAUCCACCAACAAGCCUCGGGCACAGAAGCAUCCGAAGCAACUAGUUCAGCUCCCACUGUCCCCACAGUUUCAUCUACCACUGACCAGCGAUGUCUGCUUCGCGUCGACGCAUUUCUGGGCGAAUGGCUAUCACCCGACUACUAUGACCAGAUCACGCCCCCGCCGGGCUCGGACAGAAUGGUGGCGUCUGCCAAAGGGGAGUUACUCCGUCGUGCCGAGGUCAUCCCAACCACCGAUGGUUUGACAAGGGCGUUUUCAGGCCACUUUCCUGGCGGUUGGCACAGCCAGUCACAUCAGUCACAGCCUACUUCGCCGGAUGAUGAAGACCGCGGCUUGCAUUCCGCAACAUCCCAGCGCCAGCGUGCCAGCACCCAUGACACUCUCCAGAACCCUAUCCAUCUCAAACAUGCAAAAAAGUCCCUCGGUCGCCUAGAAACAGACCUGCCGCCUACCCUAGACGAAUAUUACGUACCACCAACUCCCAGCUACGCCGUUUCCACAUCGGACCCCAUUCCUACAGGCUAUGUUGCUCAUGCACGGAACGCAUGUACGAGGAUCGACUACCAGUGGGACAGUAUGCGCACGCCUUAUUGGGGCACAGGGGGCGAGUUCGGCGAGGAAUGGAGUACCAUGCACGAACGAGUGCAGGAUGGAUUUCAGCACAUGAUUAACUGGUACCGGGAACAGGAUCUAUCUGAACUCGGUUCUACAGCGGAGUCGAGCGAGGUAAACGACAAUGCACAAACGGUCCUCGUUAUUAUCACACAUGGCGCGGAUUGCAAUGCUUUAAUCAGUUCAUUGAAUGGGCACUCGGUCUUACUCGAUAUUAACACAGCUUCACUCACUAUGGCUGUGCGACGCAACCGUGUCAAUAAACCUGCGCAUGACAUGGAUCACACGCCUAAAUCUCCGAGCCCUGACAACCAAUCGGUGUCACGGGAAUACUCCUUGCAGCUUGUGGCGUCGACAGAUCAUCUGCGCCCGGGAAUAAACCCCUCACAACUCAGCUCGCUGUCAUCUCCCUCCGUCCCCGUACUUUCACCGCCUCCGGUCCCUUCAUAUAGGAAUCGUCUUGGCGCUCGUCCAUCGCUCCUCCAAGAAACAUUAGCAAACGGCCCACCUGAUACCAGCCCUCGAGCAUGGACGCUAGCGAUGCGCCCGUCAACUAGUUCAACUAUUUCUCAAGGGGCCUCUCAAGGGGCCUCUGGGCUUUGGAACUCAAUCUCGUCGCCCACUGAUAAAGUGGAUACAGAGGACAACCUUGUGCCGAACUUCGGUGAUCGGCCAGUCAGUAGUCAGGAUUCGGCACCCUCUGAUAGGUCUGAUAGGUCUGCAGAUCUUGGCUGGACGAAGCAGUUACCACAACGGACACUGUCGCAGCGAGGUUUAUGGGGGAGUGCUCAGCCGUUGGGGGAUCGUGAAGGUGGAAAGCGGCGAUGGACGGUGGCGGAACAGAAGCUCUGA